AUGGAUUGGAAUGGCGAGGAGCAGCCAUUGAACUCCCAUUACGCUGGCUGGCAGCCAACGACAGUCGUCAACGCUAUUAAUCAACCGUCGCCAGGUCGCCGAGAACAAGCUAUACAGCCACCCCUGCUAACAACGGCUCUUGGCAUUUCUCAGUUUCAUCCUGGAUCUACGCCGCUGUCCUCUACCUCAUUGUCUAGCCCAUUCACACAUGGCCAAUCACCCUGUGUUUCUUCUCCGGCAAACGGUUGGUCUGCCUCAUCAUCGUCUACUUCUUCAAUGUCUUCCAGACAGACAAUGGCCUAUAAUGUGCCCUAUAAUCCACAGCACUGGGGACCUAUGGGCAGUGCUCCCGCACAAUCUCCACAUUCUCAAACUAAUACCGUCGUGAGGGUUCUGCCCCAGAGAACACAUACAGAGGAUUCUUUGUCGCCGCCUCCUCCGCCUUAUUCACCUCCAAGCAAUCAAAGUCAAAUGUCCCAAGUUUUUACACAAGCUAAUGCGAAUAUCCCACUGGCCCCUACUGUGACUCCACCUCCGACUGGUCCUAGAAAUGGUGAUUUUAACAUGAUAACCGAGUACCAAAGACGCUCUGUACCUCGACAACGUCCGGUUUCUAUGGUCUAUUCAUAUGACGCGGGAUCUCACCGACAGUCGCUACCCCCUCCGCCACCACCGCAAGGGAAUGUAGGAUCAAGAUCUGCUUCACACAGUCGGAUUGAUGGAUAUCAGAAUUUACCCUACCACGCUACUGCGCACUCAAGAUCCAGGCUUUCAAUUUCAGAAUAUGGCCAUUCUAAUCAAUCUCCCUCUUUGAGAGCAAUGGCACCGGACCCAACAGGCGAUUUAGAGCCACUGGAGAGACCUCCUGCCUCUAGAAGAGCAGUAUCUGCUGGGGCUGUGGUGAGUAAUGCAAGCUCCUCAAGAGGCACAAGUCAAUCGAGGAUUCACUCUCCAUCCAAUAAUGGAUGGGGACCAGGUAUGCCGCUUCCUCCUCCGCCGCCAGGGCCUCCUCCUUCAACGAGAUCUAUCAGUGUGAGCGGUUCAUCAGAGGCUUCAUCGGCAAACACUGUGCAGAGUCUGGUUAGAGCUAGAGCUCGACCGCCGCCGCCGUUGAUGGGAACUGAUCUGGGUAGUAUUCCACCAACACCGGCGGACUGGGUAGAUGAAGAGUAUAUAAAUCAUAGACCAAGCAGUGAUAAAGAGUCCUUAUAUAUCGAUACCACCAAGACUAUACCAGACUCCGAUCUCAAUGACACAUCACAUCAGAGGACGCCUGGUAGCGGCGGCCUUUUCCGCAGUGCAGCAGUGCGUGAACCCAGUGCUAAAGGGAUUCGUGAGAGGAGAAUUGAGCGACGGAAUCGGCAAAGCCAGGUCUUCGAAGAUUUUAGUGCUGUAUCUUCGAGCGGCAACCCCUGGGCUGAUGUGCUGGAGCAGAUCAAGCCGUCGAACCUCGUAUUUCCAGAAUCGAAAAACAGUCCGGACCAGCCUCGUCAACCCACUUCCUCAAAGCUAACUCCUCGGAGCGCUCAAAGCCUCAACUCGGAUGGACGUCAUCCUUCUCGGUCUCGAGCAUCCUCAACAGGACUUUUCUCUGAGCAGUCAUCCUACCAGACUCCCAAGAAAGAGCAAAGCCCCUCUAGAUCCAGCAGGUUGGCAUCUGUUUUUGCGCAGACUCCUCCAUUUUCACCGAAUGGAGAAUCAUCCUCGGCGUAUGUCAAGGAGGCGUCUCAAGCAAUACCACCAAGGGCAUUGCCGACUCCGCCUUUGAACCCUGCAAAGGAAGCUCAGCCACGGCCUCGCACCUUGUCGAGAGGAGCAGAAGACAGACCUAUUUCACACAUUCUGAAUAUGCCCAAUCAUGAUGCUUUAUCUUGUAUCAAACCCCUGUCGCCGCGUCGAAUUUCUUCCCACGGAGAUCACCAGGUAUCGCUGGAGUCAGUCGUAAAGACAGAUACUCAAUUUCUCGAAGGCGCAAUACAGCGACACAAGCAAUUUAUUGAGCAGGAAUCUUCUGCUGUAGAUGAAAUUGAGGCUCUGAAAUUAUUCUCGCAGUUCAUCAUAGGAGAAUCCCAAAUACGACGUGAAAGAUAUGCUGCAAUUUGGGAUUCCAAUUCAAACUCUUUCGAGGUGGAGGAUGUGCGCAACAAGCUUUUUGAACUGCCCCCAAAGCCUGACCCCAUCCAGAUAUUAAGAGCAGCUAAGCCAAAAGCACCCGUGUUGCAAAUACCUCCAACGCAGCCCGGCAGACCAGAGUCUGCGUGGUGGAAUAAUUUUCAACCUUGCCUGUCUCCUAUCGCCGCCAGUCUCAACAUGAGCAACGACGAAAUGAGCUCCAGAGGCCGUGCACCUAGUCGUUGGUGGGAAUCAAAGACUGGAUCUAGCAAUGGAGGCGCAGAACAACGAGUUCAACGGUCUAAAAGAGAAUCAAAAUACAUGGGACUGCCACGAGACACCGCUCAAUGGGACCAAGAACGAACACCAUCAAAACUUGAUGACACGGGUUCAAACUACAGCGAUAACUAUGCGGCUUAUGGUCCCGAUGAAUACCCACCAGAAAAGUCUGGCUCGCAUGAGGCCUCUUCCUCUCAUAUUGGUGGCAAGAGUGAAGACCGAUUUGGGCACUUCAUGGCAAGCUGGAAGUUGGACAUCUCGCGGUUAAUCACUCUACCUCCGCCAUAUCCGCGCCACUACCCUGCAGUGAACAAUAGCCAUCCUGAGCUCAUUUCUUACCGAACAGUGGUACGUUCAAUUACCGAUUUUUCAGAGAUCAAGUCCACCCGACAACGGUAUCAACUAGAUGUGGAAAGAAUGAUUCAAGAUCAUCAAGAAGCAAUCCAAGACGGUCGUCGCCAAUUUAAAGCCAAUAUUCAAAACCAGAUUCAAGAGGGAAGCAUCACAUUUGCAGAGGCAGCCGAGGCUGAGGCUGCAAUGAUCGUGGAAUAUAACAAAAGCGAAAGAGAAAUGGCAAAACGUCAGCUGGACAUGUAUCAAGAGAUUGUCCUGAAGCCUAUGCACGCGAUAAUCAAAGAUCGGAUCGAGAAAGCAACAACGUGUAUCGACGAGCUCAGUAGCCAGCUAUUUAACGAUGCGCAAAGUGAGACACCAGACCAAACCCAAGAGGAAGGCGACGAAAAGCCUGAACUAUUGGAAAGGCUCACUCAGCUGAAAUGGCUGUUUGAAGCACGUGAACAGCUCCACCGAGAAGCAUUUGAUCUGGUCAGUGACCGUGACGAGAAAUACAAAUCAAUCGCCCUGUUGCCAUACAAGCAAAGCCAAAAUGAAGACAAAGUCCGGGAAACACAGGAUUUCUUCACGAAGGAUGCCUUGAACCGACGUGUACAGCAGGAGACAGAAUCCUUCACCCGCCUUGAAUCAUUCAUGGACGUGAUUGAGCAGAACGUCGUACGUGGCGUGGAGAUCCAACUCUCUGCAUUCUGGGACAUUGCCCCAAAUCUUCUCGCUCUGGUACAACAGGUUCCAGAGGAUCUACGAGGGUUCCAGGUUAAGAUUCCUGUGGACGAGUACGACGAGAACCCGAGUUAUCAUGCGCACCCGCUGCAGUAUCUAUACUCGCUAUUGUCUCACGCUGAGAAGUCUAGUUACCAAUACAUCGAGUCUCAGAUCAACCUUCUUUGCUUGUUGCACGAGGUACGGUCAGCAGUGAUUCGAACAAAUAGGAACCUUACAGAAGCGGAAAUGAUUCAGCAGGGCGAACAGGAGAAUGUUGUGCGUCGGAAAAUGCAGGAGGCGCGCGAGAAAGAAGAGGUUAGGCUUACUUCUGACCUCAAGGAUAAGGUUGCUACUGUUGAGAGUCAAUGGACUGAGGCGCUUGGAAGUCAAAUUCAAGGGCUGCGAGAGCGUGUCAAAGAGCAACUGAUAGUUGAGGAUGGAUGGGAAGAUUUGGAGCGAUUAGAACAGGAAUAA
This is a messenger RNA of Penicillium taxi, 3924 nucleotides long. RefSeq lists its product as uncharacterized. The record is from RefSeq and is a predicted model, not a curated record. The transcript is spliced from 3 exons. The coding region runs from base 1 to 3924 and encodes 1307 amino acids. Lineage: Eukaryota; Fungi; Ascomycota; Eurotiomycetes; Eurotiales; Aspergillaceae.